AUGCUGGCUACACAACAGCUACAGGAGUUGGUACAAAACACUAAAGUUUCUAAGGCUUUGGCUGGGAACCUGCUGCCUUCUGAUGGCAACUCGUCUAUCUUGAAUCUCGAGAACCUGAAGACGGUUACUGUAGUUGAAGAAGGCCCAAAUGGUUCUGUUCCAGCAGCUAUUGGUGUGUUUAAUGUCAUCACUCCCAAUCAGUAUUACUGCUCGGCCGUAGCCACUUCUGGACGCUACAACGAUGUGUUUGUUAACAUUGAACCAGUAGAAACCGAAGCCAACGAAUUGGGCGUAGAAGAAGAUGUAGCCGACAAUCACACUGUCUACAAAAUCUCUGAAGUCAAGGAAGAACUCAAGGAUUUGUCUGGAUUCCCACAGUACUUCUCGGUAUUUGGAAAGCCUGAAGCUACUCCACUUCUUCAAACUGUUGUUGAUCAGCUAAUUGACAAUGUUGGACAGAAGAACUUUGACAUGAAGAAGAACAUAUCUGUCGAUCUAUACCUGGACAGCAAACAGUAGGUUUAUUUUGUUGCUUUAUGUAAUUUUCUUGCAUUUGAUGGUCGAUAAAAUGAUGACAAUUACUUGUGCAACUAGUUAUGACAAUGUGUUGUUCUAGGAACGAUGAGUCUGUGAACUUGUGGAGAGACAAAACUGGUUUCGUCGUUGUCGACAAGUACCGUUUUGUUGAAUUUGAAGUUCCACGGUAAGUCAGGUGUAAUAAUGUUGUAGCAAAUGAUAAGAUUAAAACUUUUUCUUAAAACCUUAUUUUACCAUUUGAUAUGUGAAUAUGAUUCAGUAAAUGUCUUCAUUUUAGCACAAAACUUGUAUCUCUUCUUGAAUCUUCAAAACAAGCUACAGACAUCAAGUACGAAACGUUGACUCCACGUUCUGCUGUGCUGUUCCUGGACUACGACUCCAAUAUCUCAAUGAUCGACCGCCAAGAGUACCUAGAGUUUGUGUUCGGCCUCCGAAGCGUAAGUAAUCUCCGAAAUGUUCUUUUAAUCUGCCGCCCAAUGAAAAUAGGGUAUCUGACAUUAAGUUACGCAAAUUCAAUUGAACUCUUAUCUGAUGUUUUCGUAAUGGGUUAUAACGUUUUUUGAAGUGUAUAUUUUGAAUUAUUGUAGGUUAAAGGAACAGUUGCCAUCGACGCUGAAAAUCAACCAGUCGGAUAUGUCUUGUCUCUCAAUGGUCGAGUACUCCAAUUGUACGGGGAGAGUGAAGAAAUCGCAGUGUAAGUUAUGCUAAACUGUUGUUAAAAUUAUGGAGUUUUUUGGUCAAAAAAUAUGUGGAAUUUAGGCCUUAUUACUACUUUUUUGUUGUUUUUGCUUAUUUUUCAAACUAAAUGUAGUUUUUAUAAAAGGUCGUAUGUUCGACCUCAGCAAAACCAAGUUAAAACAAUUUUUGUGUUAGUUUCCUAACAUGAUGAUUAUUAUCAUUUGACUGUUUUUAGAAACCUUACCGCGAAGUUGCUGUUGUCAGGUUUACUGUUAUCUUUCCUACAAUCGCAGCUUUGUAAUAAGCCAUCUUGAUAACGAGAGGCGCCUUUCUCUACAAUAAUAUUUUCAGAAGCUUGCUUUUGGAGCACUUGAAAGAUUUGCCUUCUGAAUCCGUCACCUUCUUCACCGUUUCAAACAAUCACCUUUUCCAAAAAGUGUCUGAAAUUGCGACUUCUGAGAAACGUGUAGCCAGGUAUCACACCAGAAUCCUGCCGUCAAACGUGAAAUGGAGCAAUGUGUUCUUUGUCAACAUGGGAUUACAUUUGUAUUGA
This is a messenger RNA of Bursaphelenchus okinawaensis, 1768 nucleotides long. Lineage: Eukaryota; Metazoa; Nematoda; Chromadorea; Rhabditida; Aphelenchoididae. The record is from the annotation of a GenBank genome assembly.